GUUUGCGGUCGCUGCCCGAGGAGGAAUUCGGAGGAGGCGCGAGGCCCGGUGCUCGCGCCGCGCCCGGGAGCCCGGGAGCCCGGGAAAGAGGCCGCCGGCGGCGGCGGCGGCAUGAGGCAGGCGACGCGGCGCCUGUGAGCAGCGCGCGGCGGCGGCGGGGAACCUCAGCGCGGGGAGAGCCGAGCGGCCGGGGGCUCCCCUCCCCCGCUGCCGGGCGGUGAUUUGCCGGGCCUGCUGCGCCCCCCGCCCACCCCUCGCCCCAGCCGCCGCCUCGCCGCUUCCCUUCGUCGGAGCGGCCGCUCGUCCGCCCGCCCGCCCGGCUCGAGGCCCGCGGGGAGCGCGGCGCAGUCCGUUGGCCCGCGGGGGGGCGGCCUCCCGGCAUCUUCGCGUCGCCCAAGGACGACCAGGAAGGGGAGCGGCCGGGAUGGCGCGUCCGCGGCCCCGCGAGUACAAGGCGGGCGACCUGGUCUUCGCCAAGAUGAAGGGCUACCCGCACUGGCCGGCCCGGAUUGAUGAACUCCCAGAGGGAGCUGUGAAGCCUCCAGCAAAUAAGUAUCCUAUCUUCUUUUUUGGCACCCAUGAAACUGCAUUUCUAGGUCCCAAAGACCUUUUCCCUUAUAAGGAAUACAAAGACAAGUUUGGAAAGUCAAACAAACGGAAAGGAUUUAAUGAAGGAUUGUGGGAAAUAGAAAAUAACCCAGGAGUAAAGUUUACUGGAUACCAGGCAAUUCAGCAACAGAGCUCUUCAGAAACCGAGGGAGAAGGCGGGAAUACUGCAGAUGCAAGCAGUGAGGAAGAAGGUGAUAGAGUAGAAGAAGAUGGAAAAGGCAAAAGAAAGAAUGAAAAAGCAGGCUCAAAACGGAAAAAGUCAUACACUUCAAAGAAAUCCUCUAAACAGUCCCGGAAAUCUCCAGGAGAUGAAGAUGACAAGGACUGCAAAGAAGAAGAAAAUAAAAGCAGCUCUGAGGGUGGAGAUGCCGGCAAUGACACAAGAAACACAACUUCAGACUUGCAAAAAACCAGUGAAGGGGAAGCAAGGUUAACAUUUGAGAGUGAGAACAGGAAGAAGUGUUGAAAGUUUAAAGAGAGAGGAAAAGGGAUAAAGUAGUUACUUAGAAGAACAGAAGAGUGAUUGGACUUGGGAAAUGAAGUUGAAUUGCCAGACAGCAGUAAGGGCCCACAUGAGGUUAGUGGUCAUGAAUUUAAAGUGAGAACGGUCAGAUGGCUGUGUGUUUUUCUCCAGGCAUAUUCAAU
Messenger RNA from Eubalaena glacialis (North Atlantic right whale), 1254 nucleotides. It is a transcript of the gene HDGFL3, whose product is annotated as HDGF like 3. Bases 425 to 1075 code for a protein of 216 amino acids. The record is from RefSeq and is a predicted model, not a curated record. The transcript has 6 exons. Gene Ontology annotation, cellular component: nucleus. Gene Ontology annotation, molecular function: double-stranded DNA binding; transcription coregulator activity. NCBI's taxonomy places the organism in Eukaryota, Metazoa, Chordata, Mammalia, Artiodactyla, Balaenidae. Gene Ontology annotation, biological process: regulation of transcription by RNA polymerase II.